Pseudozyma flocculosa PF-1 is the source of this 2181-nucleotide messenger RNA. RefSeq lists its product as uncharacterized. The record is from RefSeq and is a predicted model, not a curated record. Bases 1 to 2181 code for a protein of 726 amino acids. Gene Ontology annotation, biological process: Mo-molybdopterin cofactor biosynthetic process; molybdenum incorporation into molybdenum-molybdopterin complex. Gene Ontology annotation, cellular component: cytoplasm; cytosol. Lineage: Eukaryota; Fungi; Basidiomycota; Ustilaginomycetes; Ustilaginales; Ustilaginaceae. Gene Ontology annotation, molecular function: molybdopterin molybdotransferase activity. The transcript is spliced from 6 exons.
AUGGUCUACUCGGUCGCCAUCUUGACCGUCUCUGAUACGGCCGCAUCACAGCCGCAAACGGACCGAUCUGGCCCCAUCCUCGUCGACGCCUUCGGCUCGCACGCCUCAGGCGAUCUCGCCGUCAAGCACACCGCCAUCGUGGCCGACGACGAGGAGCUCAUCCGCCAGACCGUACAGCAGUGGAUCGACCACGACACUGUCCACCUCGUCGUCACCACGGGCGGAACGGGCUUCGGCCUGCGAGACCGCACCCCCGAAGCCCUCGCACCCCUCAUAUCCCGACCGACGCCUGCCCUCACCCACGCCAUCACCGCCCACUCGCUGCAAAAGACACCCCUCGCCGCCCUCUCGCGCUCCGUGACCGGCAUACGCAGGUCGUCCAACCAGGCUACCGACCACGAGAGCCUCAUCGUGGUUCUGCCCGGUAGCCCCAAGGCGGUCAUGGAAUGCCUCGAGGUGCUGCUGGGCUGCCAGGAACAGGGAAAAGAGAGACAGGGCGUGCUCCUACACGCCCUCGAGCUCCUCUCGGGCCACUCGGGCCAGAAGCAGCACCAGCAGAUGCAGGGCGCCAUGUCCAGGGACGCCACAGCCUCGAUAGCCGUAUCGACUGGCACCGACACGGGCCACGCCAGAUCGCACCACCACCAUCAUCAUCUUCACCGCCACGGUCACCAUCACGGCCACGACCAUGGCCACGACCACGUCCGCAGCAAAGGCCUGCACAGCCACUCGAUGCCCGUCCCUCGAACCAAACCCGAGGAUCACCUGGGCCCCUUCCCGUUCAAGACCCAGGACCCGUCCUCGGGACCUUCGCUGCGCCAUCGUCAGUCGCCUUACCCGAUCCUUCCACUCGACGAGGCGCUCCGACUCAUCGCCGACAACACGCCCCAUCCCGCCGACCUGUCCGGAGCGCGGACGGCCACCCGCGCCGUCAGCGUCGAGCUGAUCGGAUCUGUGCUAGCCGAGGACAUUACAGCGCCUCGCGAUCUGCCGCCGGGACCGACGACCAACGUCGAUGGCUACGCUGUGCGGGCCGCGAGCACGCCCGCCGGAGACUACCGGGUGGUGACGCUCCGCACCCUGACGGCGCGCGACGACGGCGCUCUGCUGCCCGGAGAGAUUUUCCGCAUCAACACGGGACAGGGUCUGCCGGCGGGCACGGACGCCGUCGUCAUGGUCGAGGACACUGAGCUGCUCGACGUCUACCCGGACGACGACGAGGCGAUGAAGGGCGAGGAGAAGCUGGUGCGCGUCCUCGCGCAGGUCGAGUCCGGCGAGAAUGUGCGGCAGAAGGCGAGCGACGUGAAGCAGGGCGAAGUGGUGCUGCGCAAGGGUACGACGCUGAGCGCACUGGGCGGCGAGAUCGGCACGCUGGCGUUCCUGGGGCGGUCCGAGGUGCGCGUGUUUGCCAAGCCGCGCGUGGCCAUCCUGAGCACGGGCAACGAGCUGGCCGACGUGGGUCAGGUGCCGCUGGACGCUGGCAAGGCGGGCGCGCAGCAAGAGUCGUGGGGCUUCACCGUGUUUGACGCCAAUCGGCCGGGCCUCAAGGCCGCGGUCACGGGCAUGGGCUUCGAAUGUGUCGACCUCGGCAUCGUGGGCGACGACGUUGGCGAAACGCUCUCGGCGCUCCGACGGGGACUGGAGAGCGCCGACGUGGUCAUCACGACGGGCGGUACGUCGAUGGGGGAGAGCGACCUGCUCAAGCCGCUGAUUGAGCGACACCUCGGCGGGCAGAUCCACUUUGGCCGCGUGGCCAUGAAGCCGGGCAAGCCAACGACAUUCGCCACGAUCCCCCCCGUCCCCACACCGAACGACGAAACGACGAGGGGGCAGGGAGUAUCGAAACAGAUUUUCGCACUACCCGGCAACCCGGCAUCGGCACUGGUGUGCUUCUACGUCUUUGUCGUACCGUCGCUGCGCAAACUGUGCGGAUACCCUCCAUCACCUUCCUCCUCGGUCCCCUCAUCGUCGUCGUCGGUGGCGGGAAACAAGGAAGAGGUAGCCAACGGAUGGAAUCUUCCCCGGAUCCAAGUCAAAACAACGAGCGAGAUGAAGUUGGAUCCGCGGCCCGAAUUCCAUCGGUGUACCGUCUCGGUGCGGGCGGAUGGAGAGGUCCUGGCGUCCAGUACGGGAAGUCAACGCAGCUCCCCCGCUCCCGCCCCCAUUUAUCCAUCCGCGUAA